AUGUGGCUAUCCCGCAAGAAUUCAUUCAAUAGUAGCCCAUCAAGCCCAAGCCGUAGAAAUCACACCUCAAGUUUCAAUCGACAUUCCUUCAAGAACAUCGAGGACCUCUUAAUCGAUGAUGAUAUGCAUGUUUCUACCACCAAUGAUUUGAACAACGAUCAUCAACACCCAUUCCAAAAGCAAAAACAACCCCCUUCUCCAAUUCAAAAUACCCGGCAUUGCGUCUUCCACCGUGUCCGCCUCGCUAACCAAUUAACUAAAUCAUUGGCGACGGUUCGACUCAAACCCGUCUCUGAAAAAUCUCCACCGGAAUUACAAAAUGCCUCGCCGAUGUACAAAUCAGAGACAUCAAUAACAAUCCCCGGCGCCGAGAAGAAAAUAGUUGUAUACACGACGAGCCUCCGUGUGGUGCGACCUACCUUCGAAGCUUGCCGGACAGUUCGUUCAAUCUUACAAGGAUUCCGGGUGGCGGUCGAUGUGCGAGAUCUGUCGAUGGAUUCUUCAUUCAAAGAGGAGUUACAGAAGAUAAUGGCGCAAGGAGGGGAGGUGAUUCAAAAGAACAAAGUUGCUCUUCCUAGCGUUUUUCUGGGCGGGAGUUACCUCGGGGACGCGGAGGAUGUAAGGGAGCUUUGUGAAACCGGUGAGUUGAAGAAACUGGUGGAGCGGUUGCCGGCGGUGCCACGUCGCGUCUGCGAGGGUUGUGGGGAUUUUAGGUUUAUUAUCUGCAAUGAGUGCAAUGGAAGCCGGAAGUGCUAUAAGAAGAAAGGUGGCUUUUGGUGUUGUACAGUGUGCAAUAUGAAUGGUUUGAUCAGGUGCCCUGCAUGUUGGACUGUUAACUCUUGA
Molecule: messenger RNA, 843 nt
Organism: Lactuca virosa
Lineage: Eukaryota; Viridiplantae; Streptophyta; Magnoliopsida; Asterales; Asteraceae
Source: the annotation of a GenBank genome assembly